UCCAGCAUCAAUCCAUUUCUUACACUUUUACAUACCCGAGAAUCUUCUCUGAAUUUACACUUUUCUCGUAGAUUUUUGGACAUAAGACUUGGCCAAAGAUACAUAUUUAUCAGAGACUUGAACAUAAGAUGUAGGUUAUUUGGCAAGUCACAGAUUCUUGCGAGGACAGAAUACCAAUAGCCUACCUGAGAAAACCUAAGGAAAAAAAGUCCUCUACACACAAGAGGGCACAGAAAAGAGACAUGGAUAAUUGGAGUCAGCUUCAAUCAGCAAACUCCAUUGACGUCAACCUUGGUCACUCACACAAUCACCAUGCCAAGCCAUCAGACUUUGAAAUCCUGGCUAUAAUUGGGAAAGGAACAUUUGGGAAGGUUCUUCUUGCCAAACUGAAAUCCGACAACAAGUUCUUUGCUGUGAAAGUGCUGCAGAAAAAAAUCAUACUGAGGAAAAAAGAGCAAAAGAACAUCAUGGCAGAGAGGAAUGUGCUGCUCAAGAGUAUGAAACAUCCCUUCCUGGUGGGGCUCCACUACUCCUUCCAGACCCCAGAGAAGCUCUACUUUGUCAUGGAUUACGUCAAUGGAGGAGAGCUUUUCUAUCACCUUCAGAGAGAGCACUGCUUCUCAGAGCCAAGGGCUCGCUUCUACACGGCUGAGUUGGCCAGUGCCAUCGGCUACUUACACUCGCACAACAUUGUUUACAGAGACUUGAAGCCUGAAAAUGUACUGUUAGACUCUGAGGGCCAUGUUGUGUUGACUGACUUUGGCUUGUGUAAAGAGGGGAUAGACCCGGAGUCCACCACCUCCACUUUCUGUGGAACCCCAGAGUAUUUGGCUCCGGAGGUGUUGAAACAGCAGCCCUAUGACCACACGGUAGACUGGUGGUGUCUGGGAACUGUACUUUAUGAGAUGAUAUAUGGGCUGCCCCCCUUCUAUAGCCAGGAUAUGUCUGAGAUGUACGACAACAUCCUCCACAGGCCCUUGAGUGUGCCAGGGGGGGCCAGCUCUGGGGCGUGUGACCUGCUGAUGGGCCUCCUACAGAAAGACCAGCAUCGCAGGUUGGGUGCUAUCGCAGACUUCCUCGAAGUUAAAAACCAUACUUUUUUCUCGCCGAUAAACUGGGAUGACCUUUACCAUCGGAGAAUCAAACCUCCGUACAACCCCAACGUGAAAGGCCCAGCAGACAUGCAGCAUAUUGAUCCAGAGUUCACCAAAGAGAUGGUGUCAGGCUCUGUGGGGGUUACCCCUGAAUUCUCCAACUUAUCAACCAGCAGCCCAAAUGCUUUCACUGGCUUCUCCUAUGUCUCCAGUGAUGACAACUUCCUCUAGGACAUUCAGAUUCUACAUUGCUGCCACCCAAAAGAACCAAACGUCUCCCGCCCACUUUGUUAAAAUGCACCCCUAAUGCAUUGGCUCUUCGAUUACUUUGUAAUUGUAUUUGUAAAGCUAUUAUUGUAUCUCAUGCAGAAAUGAACAAUGCAAAUAAAGAAAAACAAUGCAAAUAUGCUUUCAAGGCAAUGAUAGAUAAAUCAUUCCCUGAAAUAUAUGAAUGGGGAGUUAAUUGUUAACAUGUGGCAUCAGUUUGGAUGUUAUAAUAAAUAUUUGGUUCUGUUAUUUGUGGGUUUACCAUGCAUAUCUCAAGAAAAUCAUUGAAAAUCUGUAUACUUCAAUAUGUAUAUGGUAGCCUCAGAAAUAAACAGAAUGAGGUGACCAGAUUUUGGAAAUGAAAAACCGGGAUAUUUUUGUAGCACAAAAUAUAUAUGAUACAUUAAAAAAAAAGUAAUUUAACUACAUUUAGGCUAAACUGUUUGGACACUACAGACGACUUUGUGAGAAGACUGAUUUUCAGGAUGUUUCAUGGUCUGACACCGUUCUAGCUCUGCCACCUUUCACCACAGAUGUGAAAUUGUUACAUAGGCCGUUGUGGUGGAUUGAGAUGCAUCCAAUGAAGAAAAGAAAUGAAUAUCGCUUGCUUAAAACUGGCAGAUUUUUAUGGGGAUUAUUUUAUUAGGCUAUGCUGAACAAAAAUAUAAACGCAACAUGCAACAAAUUCUAAGAUUUGACAAAGUUUCAGUUCAUAUAAGCAAAUCAGUCAAUUGAAAGAAAUUCCUUAGGUGAAGGUGCAGGUGAAGAAGUUUGAUAUGGAGGUCCUGGGCUGGUGUGGUUACACAGGGUCUGUGGUUGUGAGACCGGUUGGAUGUACUGCCAAAUUCUCUAAAACAACAUU
This is a messenger RNA of Oncorhynchus gorbuscha (pink salmon), 2223 nucleotides long. Its product is annotated as serine/threonine-protein kinase Sgk2-like. The transcript is spliced from 13 exons. Gene Ontology annotation, biological process: protein phosphorylation. The coding region runs from base 243 to 1325 and encodes 360 amino acids. Gene Ontology annotation, molecular function: ATP binding; protein serine/threonine kinase activity. Lineage: Eukaryota; Metazoa; Chordata; Actinopteri; Salmoniformes; Salmonidae. The record is from RefSeq and is a predicted model, not a curated record.